This is a messenger RNA of Linum trigynum, 1691 nucleotides long. Lineage: Eukaryota; Viridiplantae; Streptophyta; Magnoliopsida; Malpighiales; Linaceae. The record is from the annotation of a GenBank genome assembly.
ACGCGCGGCCCCUCUUGUUUUUCAUUAAGCGGUGUCGUUUCCCAUGCCGCGGUACCGCCGAGCUUCCUUGCGGUAGCGUUUUACCUCUCCGCGACGCCGCUUAACUCUAAACGACACCGUUUUUUACCCGCGGUAUCGGAUUAAAUGCCGAGACUAAUUAAUGCGGCAUUUAAUUCCGGCCAAAUUAAUUUUAGGUGUCAAGGGGCGAAAAUCACAAUGAUUUUCGCGUGACAGCUCAACACUCAGAAGUAAGCUGCUGCUAGCUAGCUACUUACUUCAAUGGGAGAAAAGCACAAACAGCAUGCAUCUUUUUCAUUCCCCCAAACUCUUCUCAACCAUCACCCGACGACAGCCCUCCACGUGUAAACCCCCCAAAAUUAACGAGAUUAACGACCGUCUGUCAACUGGCGGUGACAGCUCAUCACAGCCGUCCGAUCACCCACCAAGAUAGGUCCCAAAUCGGACUCAUAGUAGAAUAAGAAUAUAACCAGGACCAGGUAAGCAGCAACCUCAACCUGUCUCCUUUCGUUAACAAAUUAUACAAAAAAUUCCCAUUUCCUGCCGACUCUAUUCUUCUUUCUUUGCCUGGCCUCUCUCUGAUGUGUUUGGUGGUCAUUUUACCUGUUACUCUCUCUUCACUUUCUCAUUCGUUGCCUGCCUUUUCAGUUAUUCCUCUCUCUCUCGCCUUCUUCACUCGUCCUCUCCAUUCCAAUCAAUGGUAUCCUUUCUUAGGUUACAAGAUUUGAUCUUCUCCACCAUUAAUCUCAUCCUCUCCGCUCUAGCUUGCUUCUCCUUCUUCAUUUACCUAUCCAUUAGCUAAUACCAAUACUGUUUGUGUGUGUUUCCCCCCCUCCUGAAAAGCUGAUUUGCCCUUUUCACUUUCUCCCCAGUUUUUCCUCUUGUUUUCCAGUGGAAGUCAAUGCUUUUUCCUUCCUAAUUUCGCUUCCCAUUCAGUUCUGAGAUUCGUCAUUGGCCGGAGCAAAGCAGAGUCAUUGACCUUGACCUUAUUGGUUACUUUUACUACCCAGAUUGUGAAAAAAAGCACACCUUUUGCAGUUCCCACCUUGAAUUCCUCCAAUUCAGGGCUAGGGUUUGGUGGGUUCUCGAUGUUUGGCCAAUUGGGUAGAUGGGAUUUUGUGGGGGGAGGGGAAAGUCUCAAGCUUUGCCUCUAAUCUUCUGUUCCCUGCUGUGAUUUUUUGGGGGUUUGAGAGCGUAGCUUUAUCUUAGUUUGUUCAGAAGCCUGUAAUGUCGAUGGACGAUAAGGAGGAAGAUGGAUGCGAUACCAAGCCUUUGAUAAGUAAAGAUGGCGAUGAAGUUGAGAAUCAAGGGGACGGUGGGGAAGAAGAAGAGGAGAGCGAGUCCAAUUCCUUGUUGGCUCCGAGGAAAGGUGGGAUGUCCAGGAAGUCGGAAAAGGUGCGGCGGAGUGUUCAGUGGAAUGAUAAAAAUGGGCAAAAGCUUGCCGAGAUUCUCGAGUUUGAACCCAGUGAUGCUGACUCAGAUGACGAGGAUUCAGAUGCUUGUAUGUGUACCAUAAUGUAGAUAUCAUCUCACCACCACCACCACCACCAAGUAACGCAGUACUCAGCAAUCUCUAGAUGACUAUUGACUACUAGAGAACAUCACAAAACCACACUCUCCUGUGCGGCUACAAUUUUGACAGUCCUCUGGUGGAAUCAAAGGUCCAAAUUCUU